CACCGGAAGCGCAGCCCGCGGGGAAGCCCCCCGGAGGCCCACAGGUCGCAGUCCAGGAGGAGGCGCCGGUCCUCGGGGAAAAGGAGCAGGUCGCCGCCGCCGCCGGCCCGGGAGAAGCGGAACCGGAGUCCGCGCCACGCGGGCGCCAGGAUCAAGCAGGAGCGAGAGGAUCACUCCCGGAGGGGACGUGAAGAGCGGCAGAAUCAAGAUCGAUCGGAGCUUGAACACAGGCAGGGAAAAAGCAGCAACAGAGAGAGGCACCGGGAUCGUUCAGGUCGAAGGAAGCUCAGUAAGGAUCAGGCUGAGAGCCGUGGAAGGGAACAGGACGCCCAUCGUCUCCUGGAUCAGCAGGCGGAAAGGGAACUCUACAAUGAGCGGCGGCGGCAUCAUCGUCAGCAAAUGGAAGCAAGUGGAGAUGAGGAAAAUAGUGAGGCAAGAGGGCCCAGCAACAAGAACAAAGACAAGGAGUCAAGUAGUAAGGAAAAACCAAGCUUUGAACUGUCUGGUGCUCUUUUGGAGGAUUCCAAUACUUUUCGUGGCGUCGUGAUCAAAUACACCGAACCCCCAGAAGCACGCAUUCCCAAAAAGCGGUGGCGCUUAUAUCCUUUCAAGAAUGAUGAGGUUCUUCCUGUUAUGUACAUUCACCGGCAGAGCGCUUAUCUGCUGGGGAGGCACCGACGCAUUGCUGAUAUCCCUAUUGACCAUCCCUCGUGCUCUAAACAACAUGCUGUCUUUCAGUAUCGGCUUGUGGAGUACACCCGUCCUGAUGGCACAGUGGGUCGGAAAGUAAAACCAUACAUCAUCGACCUCGGCUCAGGCAAUGGCACUUUUCUGAAUAACCAGCGCAUUGAACCUCAGCGCUAUUAUGAACUAAAAGAGAAGGAUGUGCUGAAAUUUGGGUUCAGCAGCAGGGAAUACGUCCUCCUUCACGAGUCCUCGGACGCCACAGAGGACGAUCAGAAGACCGAAGAGGAGGAGGAAGAAUCCGCCUGACCGCAGCCGGCCAGCGGGCAGAGUACGCCGAGAUGCUUCACGCGGAUACGGGAGCGUCGCUCUCAUGCCUCUCACUGCCUUAACAUCUGCUGUCCGGCUGGACACUGCUCAAGGGGACGUUGGUCCUUAUGGUAAUCGGCUGGUCAACCCAAUUUUUGCUUUGGGGGUGAUUUUUUUAAAGUCAAGCCUGUUGGAUGCCUUACGGGCAUAACAGAAUUUUUUCCAGUGCAUGUUUCGUGAUAAAAUAAAGCCUGACGUAGUAAACCAUCCUGAACCAGCAAGGCCGUUUACCGUUAACAAACCCUUCUGGCUUUUUCCUUUUUUAUUCCCUCUUGCAAUUUGUUUAAAAAUAGAUGCCUUUUCCAGUUAAGCGAAUACAAAACCCGUCUGCGUCCUUGGUGUAUCUCCUCGCUUCCGCUCUCGACGAAGCCUUGCGCGCCCCUUCGGAGGCCGCGAGACCCCCUGUCGCCCCGGGGGGCCCUCUGCGUGUGCCGCCCCGGGGCCCCCGAGG
Python bivittatus (Burmese python) is the source of this 1504-nucleotide messenger RNA. It is a transcript of the gene SNIP1, whose product is annotated as Smad nuclear interacting protein 1. The record is from RefSeq and is a predicted model, not a curated record. Gene Ontology annotation, molecular function: protein binding. NCBI's taxonomy places the organism in Eukaryota, Metazoa, Chordata, Lepidosauria, Squamata, Pythonidae.